Molecule: messenger RNA, 1607 nt
Organism: Amborella trichopoda
Lineage: Eukaryota; Viridiplantae; Streptophyta; Magnoliopsida; Amborellales; Amborellaceae
Product: putative ribose-5-phosphate isomerase 3, chloroplastic
Biological process (GO): pentose-phosphate shunt, non-oxidative branch
Molecular function (GO): ribose-5-phosphate isomerase activity
Source: RefSeq, a predicted model, not a curated record
UUGUACCGAGCGUUAAUGGUCACAUUGUAUACAAUCACCGAAUAAAAAACUUUGCCGUUGUGGGAAACUUAUACGAAGCUUUGAAUAUUUUGGACCGUUCUCUGCCCCUCUCUCUCUCUCUCUCUCUCUCUACAGAGCUCACUGUUUUGUUCCCCUAGAGAGACUCCGAUCCCCAACCACUUCUCUCUUCUUAUCUCUCUUCCUGGUGUUCCCCAGUCAAAGCAGAACCACCAAGCCACGAAUCGCCUCAUCUCUUCCCCAAAUCAACCACAAAAGGGGAAGAAAAACAGCAGCAAUACAUCAAAAACACCCCACAAAUCGCAAGUCCAUAACCCCAUAUCUCUUCUUCUCCACUCUCUCUCUCUCUAAAGGAUCUACUGUAAGGAAUAUACUCUUCCUCUCUCUCUGUUUCAGCACCACCACCACCCUCCAAUCGCAAUAUGCCACCACCAAUGGCCACUUUAUCCCCCAUCUCUUCUAUAUCUCUAUCCAAUUCCUCUCUCUUCCUUCGCCUUCCCUCCUCUCGUUCUUCUCUCUCUAAACCCACCUAUUCACCCAUGUCCAUUAAAGCUCUCUCCGCACCUGUUCUCACUCAAGACCAGCUCAAGAAGCUUGCUGCCGAUAAAGCAGUCGAUUAUGUGAAGAGCGGAAUGGUUUUAGGCCUUGGAACUGGGUCGACUGCUGCAUUUGUGGUGUCAAAGCUUGGUGAGCUCUUGAAAGAAGGGGUACUCAAAGAUAUAAUAGGGAUACCGACCUCGAAGCGCACAGAAGAGCAAGCUGCUUCAUUGGGUAUUCCUCUCUCUCUCCUCGAUCACCACCCCAAAAUUGAUUUAGCCAUUGAUGGGGCCGAUGAGGUUGAUCCCGAGCUCAAUUUGGUGAAAGGGAGAGGUGGGGCUCUCUUGAGAGAGAAACUGGUCGAAGCUGCGUCGGCCCAAUUCGUUGUUGUGGCUGAUGAGUCCAAAUUGGUUGAUGGGUUGGGUGGAAGUGGGCUCGCCAUGCCUGUAGGAGUGGUGCAAUUUUGCUGGAGCUACAAUGCUAAGAGGUUGCAGGAUCUUUUCAAGGAGGAGGGGUGUGAGGUUAAGCUUAGGAUGGAUGGCGAUAAGCCAUAUGUUACGGAUAAUUCAAAUUAUAUUGUGGAUUUGUAUUUUGAGACGCCCAUUAAGGAUUCGAGAGCAGCCGGUGCUGAGAUUUCGAGGUUUGAGGGCGUGGUGGAGCAUGGGUUGUUCUUGGAUAUGGCGACCGCUGUGAUAAUUGCUGGUUCAGAUGGUGUUUCAGUCAAGACCAAAUGAUAUGCAGUGCAACUGCGCUAUUUUCGUCAAUAACUCUCUCUCUCUCUCUCUCUGUACAAGUUUUUCUCUUGUACAAGAGGGUGUUUUGCUGAUGUAAUGUCUUUUUUUAUUUAUAUUGAGAAUCUUAGCGAGAGGAAAAGGCAUGCCUGUAGAAGAAUAUAAGCUAUUUUCUGUUAAUGCUUUUGGUGUAUUUGAAAAACAAAAAGGAAAUUUUGGGUAUUGAAUUGUAUCCUCCAUUGUUGUGAAAUACUAGCGGAGGGCCUUUCAGACCGAUUCUAGUACCUGGGAAUGGAUAAUUCUGUUGCAGACUUUUGUUUA